CUGAAUCUUUGCACACCGGAGAAUAAGAUACUUGCGAUAUUUUGUCCAAGCACCAUGGCGUGUGCAACGUUACUGUCAGGCGAGAAUUAUUCGUCUGAUGUAACUGAAGAAGUUCAAGAUUAUUUAAUUUUAUACUUAUAGCUUUUGUAGAGAAUUUUUUUUAUAGAAAAUUGUUUGGCAAAUUACAAGAUGGAUCAAAAAAUGCUUCUUACAUUAUUAUUCUAUAAAAAUGUUGUAAGAGGAAUAACAAGUACCUUACUAUGGAAACAUCCAUAUUACGUAUUGAGCUAUAUUUUCCUGGAAUUUUUAUAUCUUAGAUUACAGAAGUUAUUUAAGCAAAACUUUUGCUGGGUCACAUUACCAGAUAUAGUUAUCAGGCGUAUGUUGGAUAAUUUGGAAAACACAGGAGAUGAAUACAUCGAUUAUGAAUGCUGUGCAUUAGCAAAUGUACAAUCUUUAAAAAAGUCACAAAGUUCCUGGUUUGCUAUAUGCUCAAUGAUUUCGAUGAGGAAAUACAAAUGCACAAUUAUAUCAAUAGACCAUGUUGGUGAGAAUACCAUUCUAAUUUCUGAAACAAUGCGGCAUAAUUUGCUAAAUAACCUGUGCCAUGAGCGAUUGGAUGAGUCGUGUUUUAUAUUACCGUCGGGAGAUGAUGUGAUACAGUUUGCGACCGAAGCGAAAAUAUUCUCGAUCACUACCUCGUGCGAUUGUUCGAGUCAGAUGGUGGAUGUCAUGUUGGCGAACUACUUCCUGCAUCCUCGAUAUUUACAUGUGAACGACGUAAUCAGGAUCGACGCGCAAGAGUACGCCCAGGAUCGAUUUUACACGUCCGGUACUUCGGCGAAUCCUGUGAUAUACCUUGCAGUCAAGUCUCUGAGAUUGAGUCGCAACAGACGUCACUAUAACGUCGAUAGUUGUUACGUCGUGCGUGGAAUAUCGACGCUCGUCCAGGAAGCAGAGGUUCACAGUUACAUUCCUCGGAAACAUGUUCACUUGUUAUCCGGCAAAGCCUGCUCAUGGCAACAGGACGAGACUGAGAAGCUGUCAAAUAUCGGAUAUCCGUCUGUUCUGAUGGCAACUAUCGAGUAUUUAGAAUCAUGCAUUGCGCCCUUCCUAAAGGACAGUCAAUUGCACGUGAAGCCGAUGUUCCUUCUGAAGGGGCCGCGAGGUUGCGGCAAACACGAGCUGGUUGAGCUCACGUCCGAGAGGAUGGGCCUGAACUUCCUCGACGUGGACUUCGCGGAGGUGCAGGCGUUAUCGAGCGCGCCGACCGAGGCUAAGCUGCGCAUAGUGUUGCAAACGGCGCAGCGACGCGUGCCGUGUUUGCUGUAUUUGAACAACAUCCAAGUGUUCGGCAAAACUGCCGAAGGACAGAAGGACGAGAGAAUCAUAUCGACUUUCUCGAAGGAGAUCGCCACGUUGUACGAAACACCACGGAAGUUCCCCCUGAUCAUCGUGGCCGCGUCGGACGAGGCCGACUUGCCCGCGGAACUGCAACGAUUGUUCAUCGAGACGAUUCACGUGAGGCAGGCGAGCCAGAGCGAACGGGCGGAAUUGAUAUCGUGGUUCUUAUCCACGAGGAAUCUGACGUGCGUCGCGGAUCUCGCGACAGUGGCCGGUUCUUGCUCGGAUUUCCGAUUCGCCGAUUUGCUGGCGUUGUCGUUGCACGCGGCUAAGCUGCGCGGAGCGACGUCGCCCCUGACGCAGGAAGAUUUUGAACGAGCUUACGAAUAUAUGCAGUCGGUGUACUGCGACGGUAAAGGCGCGGUACGCGUGCCGACCGUUCACUGGCACGACAUAGGCGGCCUGGCGCAAUUGAAGCAUGAAAUCAUCCGCAGAAUCCAAAUGCCUCUGUUAAACGCCUUUGGAUUCGGCCAGUCCGGAUUACUAUUGUACGGCCCGCCCGGCACUGGCAAGACUCUCCUCGCUAAAGCCGUGGCGACGGAAUACCGUAUGCACUUUUUAUCGGUCAAAGGCCCGGAAGUGUUAAAUAUGUACGUCGGCCAAAGCGAAAGAAACGUCCGAGAAAUUUUCAAGCGUGCGCGUGCCUCGGCCCCCUGCAUCAUCUUCUUCGACGAGCUGGAUUCCUUGGCGCCUAAUCGAGGUAGGAGCGGCGACAGCGGCGGCGUGAUGGAUCGCGUGGUGUCUCAAUUGCUCGCUGAAAUGGACGGUCUCGAGGAGUCCAGCAGUAUAUUCAUUAUGGGCGCUACGAACAGACCCGAUCUCAUAGACCCCGCGCUGCUCCGACCUGGGAGAUUCGACAAAAUGCUGUACGUCGGCAUUCACUCCGACCGCGAGUCCAAGCUGAGCGUUCUGCGCGCGCAGACACGUAGAUUCAAAAUGCGAGAGCACGGACGAGAGUUGGAGCUGAUCGUCGAUCAGUUGCCCGACAACCUCACCGGCGCAGACUUGUACUCGGUCUCCUCCAACACGUGGCUGAACGCUGUGCGCGAGACUCUCAUAAAACACGAGAAGAUCAGUCGGCUCGAAGAGAGUAAACUCGAGGAUAACGUUAUCGUGGAGUCGCACCACUUCCUGGACGCUAUUCGCAAUUUAGUGCCGUCCGUCAGCGACACAGAAAUACGAAGAUACAAGAGGAUGCAGACGGAGCUAUCGUCGUCGUGAUUUCGCGCUUCAAGGUACAAUGAAGAGUCACGAUUUUGUGGAGGAGAAAAUUGCGAAGGUAUCGUCGGACAGGCGGCUUGUACGUAAGUAGAGUGUGCGCAGGCAUGAUCGUAAGCGCAAUGAGGAUAAGGCGCGAUAUUAUAAACGACAUGUUACUUUUAUUUCGAGAAGUAUGUAAAACAAUUUGUACAGCGAAUAAUUAAAAUGAAGGGGUAGGAGUCGAA
Molecule: messenger RNA, 2849 nt
Organism: Dinoponera quadriceps
Lineage: Eukaryota; Metazoa; Arthropoda; Insecta; Hymenoptera; Formicidae
Gene: Pex6
Product: peroxisome assembly factor 2
Exons: 8
Coding region: 190-2625 (811 amino acids)
Biological process (GO): protein import into peroxisome matrix
Cellular component (GO): peroxisomal membrane; cytosol
Molecular function (GO): ATP binding; ATP hydrolysis activity
Source: RefSeq, a predicted model, not a curated record